AUGCUAGAUGCAACUCCAACUGAUGAAAAAGUGAAAAAAGUUGUUUCUGAUCUUGAUCCAGAUAGUGCUCCAGGCCCUGAUGGCUUUGUUGGUUGGUUCUACAGAACAACAUGGGAGGUCAUAGGUAAGGACUUUACUAAAGCAACCAAAUUUUGUUGGAAUAGAGGCUUUAUCCCAAAUGGAUUGAAUUCCAAUUUUCUUUUACUUCUGCCUAAAGUGAAGAAUGCCAAGAGAGCAAACCAGUUUAGACCCAUUGGUCUGAUGAACUUUAGUUUUAAGGUUAUCAUAAAGAUCAUAACAUCAAGAUUAGGGGGAAUAAUUCAAAAAAUAGUUUCUCCUCAACAAGCUGCAUUCAUCAAGGGUAGAAAUAUACAAGACCAAAUUGUGCUGGCAUCUGAGUUAGUGAAUGAACUUGAUACUACAAGAAGAGGUGGCAAUAUUGGUUCAAAACUUGACAUUACACAAGCUUAUGACUCCUUAAGCUGGGAGUUUCUUUUACACAAGCUUAAUUUGCCAUCUCACAUUUUCUCUGUUGAUGACACUUUCCUCUUUUGUAAUGGUGACAAGAGAAAUGUCAAAAAACUUUUAAAGAUCCUCAAAGAUUACAAAGAAGCUUCAGGCCAAAUCAUCAGUUUAGAAAAGAGUAAAUGCUUCAUAGGGGGUACAAGUGAAUCAAGAAAAUUACUGAUUGCAGAAGAAUGUAAUAUGGUGCUAUAUGCUUUUCCAGAUAAGUAUUUGGGUGUCAAUCUAAUACCUGUAAGAAUCAAGACCAUUCAUUUAUGGGGAUUUGCGGAGAUGAUGCAAGAAAGGCUAGAUGGAUGGAAAGGGAAACUACUUUCAUUCCAAGAGAGGCUUAUUCUGGUAAAAUUUGUACUCUGUAGUAUUCCAAUCUAUAAUAUGGCUAUUUAUAAAUGGCCACAAAAAGUACUGAAGGAGUGUGAAAUAAUUAUAAGAAAUUUUCUUUGGACUGGUGACCCUGCAACCAGAAAAUUGAUAACUGUGAAAUGGGAUUAUGUUUGUUCACCAAUAGAUGAAGGUGGUUUGGGGCUAAGAAGGCUGGAGAUAAUAAAUAAAGCAAUGCUCAUGGCAAGAUUCUUCAAGGCAAAAUACCAAAACCAAAAAGGUGAAUGGAUUGAAUACUAUAAAAAGUCAUCCAUAUGGACUGGGUUGAAAUGGAUAGCAGAUGAAGUUUAUAAACACACAAGAUGGUUGGUUGUAAAUGGUAUUAACAUCUUAGUAGGAAAAGAUAUAUGGAUAAAAGAUAAAGCACUGAAUUGA
Messenger RNA from Papaver somniferum (opium poppy), 1278 nucleotides. RefSeq lists its product as uncharacterized. Lineage: Eukaryota; Viridiplantae; Streptophyta; Magnoliopsida; Ranunculales; Papaveraceae. The coding region runs from base 1 to 1278 and encodes 425 amino acids. The transcript is spliced from 2 exons. The record is from RefSeq and is a predicted model, not a curated record.